This is a messenger RNA of Eutrema salsugineum, 703 nucleotides long. Its product is annotated as glycine-rich protein 3 short isoform. The transcript has 2 exons. The record is from RefSeq and is a predicted model, not a curated record. Bases 124 to 519 code for a protein of 131 amino acids. NCBI's taxonomy places the organism in Eukaryota, Viridiplantae, Streptophyta, Magnoliopsida, Brassicales, Brassicaceae.
AGGGAUUAGGUUUUUUUUUACUCUUCUCAUUCCCUCCUCCUCGUUUUCUUUAAAUAGAGGCAUACAUGGUGACAUUUUUAUUCAUCACACGUUCUAAAACAAAGAGUUGAACAGUUGAAGAAAAUGGCUUCGAGGGCUUUAAUUCUGUUGGGUCUCUUUGCACUUCUUUUCGUCGUCUCAGAAAGGGCAGCGGCAUCCGAAAGGCAGUCGGCUACAGCGAAGUCAGAAAGUGAGGAAAAUGUGAAACCCGAUGGAUAUGGUGGUGGCUACAACGGAGGAGGAGGUUACAACGGAGGAGGACACCACGGAGGAGGAGGAUACAAUGGAGGAGGACACAACGGAGGAGGAUACAACGGAGGAGGAGGUUACAACGGAGGAGGACACCGCGGAGGAGGAUACAACGGAGGAGGCCGUGGAGGAGGUUAUUGCCGUCACGGUUGCUGCUACAGAGGUUACCGUGGCUGCUCAAGGUGUUGUUCUUAUGCCGGAGAAGCUGUUCAGACUCAACCCGGUCACUAAAACUAUAUAAUGCAUGGUUGGAUCUAUAUAUACACUUAUAUGUGUAUGUGUAAGUGCCCCAAGUGUUCUUAAGGGGCAUGAUGGAUUAAGAAAUGAAAAGUAUGGGAAUAAAGUUUCAUAUCGUAAUGGCCUGUGUUGUAAUCGCUUCGUUGUUUCCAUAAUAAGAUCGUCUUUAGUUUAUUAU